Oldenlandia corymbosa var. corymbosa is the source of this 4012-nucleotide messenger RNA. NCBI's taxonomy places the organism in Eukaryota, Viridiplantae, Streptophyta, Magnoliopsida, Gentianales, Rubiaceae. The record is from the annotation of a GenBank genome assembly.
GAAAAGGACAAAAGGGUCUAUGACACGCUUUGCAAGCUCCCCUGUCAAAAGCGAAAAACCAGUAGACUGAUAUUGGCUAUUACACAUUUUCCCAACUUUUCGUCUCCUGCUCUGCUCCAUUUUUCUUCAUUUCGCCAUUGGAGCUCUUUUUCUUCGCCCCUUUUGUGUAAAAAGUUGUUCUUUGCCUUCAGCUUCUUGGGUCGCUAAGGCGUUGAUAUCUCAAGGUUUAGAAAGCAUUAACAUCAACCGUGUUGAAGAAAAAAGUGAAAUCUUUAGCUUACCCCAGAAUGGAUUCAACUUCUAGAGAGAAAAAAAGGAGAAAAGCUGACGGAGAAGAAAAUUUGGCGCUUUCAACCUCUUCUCCCUGUUGGUGCGAUUACUUUGCGUUUAGGGGGCUAAAGAUCUGUCCAAAAGAAGUCUGCGUUGGUCAGACCAGCAUAUCUUCCGUGGAAAACUUGGAACAUCCUUUGGAUUCGGAAAACUAUGAAAAAAUGAAGAAGGAUACAGGGGAUUUGGUCUCCUCAGGAGAACAAUCAUUACAAGAUGUCCUUUCAGAAAAGGCUAAGGCCACAAGUAAUCAUUCGGAUGUUGAAAAUAGUCCUAGUUCGGGCAAAUAUGGAAGUGUCACACCAGACAUAGAGAAGAUCUUUGCUAGAAAGAGGAAAUUAAGCAGUUUCUUGACAUCUCAAAAUCAUUCAGAGAAUGAACAAGGUGCUCCCAGGAAAGGAAAUGUGAAGUCAAAUUGUGGUCUUCCUGACCUUAUUGAUUUGGAAGAUAAUAAUGAACUUCCUGAAAAAUGUGCAACAGCUCAUUCUGGUAAAGCAGGAAAAAAUGGUACAACUGCUCAUUCUGUACCGUCUGGAAAAAUGUCAUCAAGGCCAGCAAUCGUGAUUGGUUUGGAGGAGUAUGAAGAUCUGGAUGAUGAGAAGGAAGUGAAGAUAAUUGAUGUAAGGGAGGCAGCUUAUUACCCUUCCAAAAGGGAUUUGGAGGAUCAAGAUUGUGCUGGAAAGCUGGGGAAAAGAGAAGGGAAACGUAGAUAUGGUUGUCAAACUAAAAAUCAAGCCAUCCACUUAGAUGAUGAAGUGAUAGUUCUUGAUUGUGCUGAGGACCAGAUUCUGGAUGGAGUAGAAUUUUGCCUGCCUGUUGAACCACUUCAUAGGACAGAUAAUGCUGGAAAGGGUUGCUGUCAGUUCUUUAAUGUGCAUGAUGAGAAUCUAGGCUGUGCUGGUGUGCUAAGAUCAAAAGAAGAGAAGUUCUGCCAUGUUGGAGAAACUGAAGUGAAAAAACAUGAAGACAGAGUGAAGCAUCAAAAAGGAGAGUUCGGAAAAAAAAUGGUGGCACCCAAGGUGCGAAGUAAACAAAAUUCUUUUGAAGAUGAAAAGGACCAAGGUGUGUAUGUCAGAGUGGAGCAUGAUGCAGACUUCGCUGGGGAAACUGCUGUGAAGAAACAUGAAAGCGUAAAUUUGGAAGGAGAGUUCAGAAAAGAAUUGGUGGUAGCCAAGAAGCAGACUAAAGCCAGUUCUAAUGAGGUAGCCAAGUCUACUGAAGAUGAAAAGGACAAUGGUGUUUGUGUUGGGGUGGAGGAUGAUGCAGACAUUGCUGGGCAAACUGCUCUGAAGAAACAUAAAAGUGGAAAUAUGGAAAGAGAGUUCGGAAAAAAAUUGGUGGAAGAGGAGCAGAAUAAAGUCAAUUCUAAUGAAGUAGCUAAGUCUUCUGAAGAUGAAAAGGACAAAGGUGUGUAUAUAGGGGUGGAGGAUGAUGAAGAUUUUGAGGAAUCCAUUGAAAAAUUUGAUUCUGGUAAUGGUGGUUUGGAUAUUUGGAAUGAGAUGUCAUUUGCCUUAGAAUGUUCUAAGGAUGCUUUUGUGGAUUCUUUUUCUGACAAAUGCACCAAUGCGGAUGUCCCAGACUGUAAUCAUCAAUUCAUCUUCAAAGAAGACAUAGGUUCUGUCUGUCGUGUCUGUGGACUCAUUGAUAAAGCUAUUGAAACAAUCAUUGAGUAUCAAUUUGAAAAGGCAAAAAGAAGGGGAAGAACUUAUAAGCGUGAACGUCCUUUGGGAAAGGCCUCAGAUCUCACAGAUAUUAUGCCUGAUGACAUAAAUCAAGGUGAACAUGACUGCUCUCUGUCUGAUGUUGCUGCACAUCCACGGCAUCAAAAGUCAAUGAAACCCCAUCAAUGGGAGGGAUUCAACUUUCUUGCAAGCAACUUGAUGACUAAGCAUCCCGGGGGUUGUGUAAUGGCACAUGCACCUGGAUCCGGGAAAACUUUUAUGAUCAUUAGUUUUCUUCAGAGCUUUAUGGCUAAAUAUCCUUCUGCUAAACCACUGAUUGUGCUACCAAAGGGUCUCUUGUCAACGUGGAAGAAAGAAUUCCAGAGAUGGCAAGUGGAAGACUUUCCACUGUAUGAUUUCUACUCAUCUAAAGCCGAAGGUAGAAGCCAGCAGCUUGAAGUUUUAAGAAGAUGGGCACAUGAAAGAAGCAUUUUAUUCCUGGGCUACCAACAGUUUACUGCAAUUGUAUGCGACAUUGAUUGGAGUACAACUACCCAAACCUGUCAGGACUUUUUAUUAAAGUGUCCCUCCAUUCUUAUAAUGGAUGAAGGCCACACUCCCAGAAAUGAAAAAACAGAGGUUUUAAAGUCCCUAGAAAGGGUCGAGACACCUAGAAAAGUCGUUCUUUCUGGCACACUUUAUCAGAAUCAUGUCAAGGAAGUCUUCAAUGUUCUGAACCUUGUUCGCCCAAAAUUUCUAGAAACAGAACCUCACAGUUCCGUAAAAAGGCGCAUCUUAAGUAAAGUUCAAAUAUCAGGCCGAAGCGUGUCAGACGCUCACUUCUAUGACCUGGUGGAGCAAACAAUUGUUGAUGACAUAAAUUCCAACAAGAAGGUUAAUAUAAUACAUGAUCUCCGGGAGAUGACAAGCAAAGUUCUUCAUUACUAUAGGGGUGACUCCUUAGAUGAACUACCUGGACUGGUUGACUUCACUGUAUUCCUUAAACUCACAGGGAAGCAACAAGCAGAACUUGAAAAGCUAAAGAAAUGUAAAGAAAGGUUCAAGAUAAUCUCAGAUGGAAGUCACAUUUAUGUACAUCCAGGUCUGAGCACAAGACCGAAACAGUCUGUAGGGAGUGGUAAGCUUGAUGUGGAGAAGAUUGACUUCAUACUGGAGGAUUUGAAGGAGUUGGGAGUGAAAGCUAGAUUCUAUCUGACUCUCCUCCAGCUGUGUGAAUCCAGAGGUGAAAAACUCCUGGUCUUUGGCCAGUAUCUUGCUUCCAUGAAAUUGUUGGAGAGAUUGACCGUGAAGGUUAAAAAUUACAGUGUUGGCAAGGAAAUCUUUGUGAUCACAGGUGACUCCGAGUCUCACAUUCGGGACUCUUCAAUGGAGCGUUUUAAUACUUCUUCAGAUGCUAAAGUCUUCUUUGGAUCAAUCAAAGCUUGUGGAGAAGGGAUAUCCCUUGUAGGGGCUUCACGAGUCAUUAUACUGGAUGUACAUUUAAACCCUUCAGUUACGCGCCAGGCUAUUGGGCGUGCAUUUCGACCUGGGCAAACAAAGAAAGUAUACACCUACAGGUUAGUUGCAUCUGGCUCUCCGGAGGAGGAAGAUAAUUUGACUAGCUUCAAAAAGGAGUGCAUUUCAAAGAUGUGGUUUGAGUGGAACAGGUAUCAAGGUCUUCGUGAUUUCCAGAUGAAGGAGGUUGAUGUGAAUGAAUGUGGUGAUGAGUUUCUAGAGACUUCUUCAUUAAAGGCUGAUGUGGUUUCUGUUUGCACAAGGUAAAUGGUUGGUACAGACAGGAGGCAUGUUAAUAGCUGUACAUAUGCUUUUGAUCUAUGUAACUAUACACAGUUCGCAUAGCAUAUGAUUAGGUCUCAAAAUUGACAAUGCAAUUCCAUCAUGGAGGUUAAAGUUGUAUAUCCUUUGGAGGUUGUGUCUUUGGAACGAAUGAAUUUUGGUUCUAGUACUGAAUUUCACUUCUGGUACUUGAAAGUUUCUUAUAUUACUUCGUAAUGCUACUGUGG